AUGUACGCGAGGUAUGUGCCUCCGUCAAAAGGCGCAAAAGCCACAGCGCCUGCUGAGCCUUCAGCCCCAAAGUCAUCACCAGCUCCCAAGCCGGAUGCGAUAGAGUCAAGGCUUGUCGAGGAAUUCAGCUACACGCGCUACGUGCCAGGAGCCAAGGCCGCGGCAAAAUCUUCUGCUCCGUCCGUAUCUGCCCCAAAGUCAAUACAGUAUUUCAACGACGAGGCCGAUUCCACACCGAAGCGGAAGCGAGAACCGGCGACCGAGGAGCAGCAGGGGUCGGAGAGCAAAAAGAUCAAAAGAGUCAAAGAUGCUACUGCUCCACGGGACGACACUGCAGCGGCGGAUUCCCAACCGGGUGCAAAAAAGAAAAAUCGGAGAAAGCGAAAGCAACGAACCCAGGCUAAUGAUUCUUCUGACGAUUCCGACGACGAGCCGAAACACACGACGGCUAUGUCGAGCGUGAAAAUACAAGACAACGUCGAGGAAGCUCCUCCCGUCGACAUUGUUGAAAACGGAGCCGACUCAAGAGACAGAGAAAGUGAUGUGGAGAUGGCCGAGGGUGCCCUCGAGGCGGAGGAACAAACAAAAGAAAAGAAGAAGAAACGGGAGAAGAAGAAGAAACAAGCCAAGGGGGUAACAGAAGAGCAAGACAAAGACGACGAAAAUGAUAUGGCACGGCACAAGGCAGUUUUAGAGCGCAAAACAAAGUCAAUAAAAUUGGCCACCAAAAUCGCACAAACGAAACACGACGAGUCCGACGAGGAAUCCGUGGAAUCUCACGGUCUGGAGCCGCUGCCUCAGCCAGCUCCCGUACCCGAGGACGAGUCCAAGCCAACAUACGACACCCUUCCCCCAUGGCUGUCCAACCCCAUACGGGUCGCGCAAGACACAAAGGCGCCCUUCACAGACCUGGGCAUCCUACCACGACCAUCGCGGAUAUUAGCAGAAAAGGGCUACAAUGAGGCAUUUGCAGUUCAGACUGCGGCCAUCCCUCUACUUACACCAACAAGUAAACGCCGACCAGGAGAUUUACUAGUGUCAGCAGCCACGGGAUCCGGCAAAACACUCGCCUACGCACUGCCCAUUGUCCGCGAUAUUAGCAACGGCGUGGUCACGAGGCUACGAGCUCUUGUGGUCCUCCCUACACGAGAACUCGUCAAGCAAGCACAGGAUGUCUUUGAGGUGUGUGCCAAGGCCUACGAGGGGGAAGACCGGAAGCGAGUCCGAAUCGGCGUGGCUGUUGGAAGUCAGUCUAUCAAAUCGGAACAAGAGGCCUUUAUCGAACGAGAGUCGCGUUAUGACCCGGAGGCCUACAGUAAAAUACAGGAAGAACAAAGGCAGCAGCGUGCGAUUACUUUUUCCGCCGACGUCGACGAUACGCAUGACUUGGAUUCCGCCAACAUCGAUGCCCGCCUCGGACCUUGGAAAGGUGAAGUUGUAGACUUUUCUUCCAAGGUAGAUGUCCUGAUCUGCACGCCCGGCCGUCUAGUAGAACAUAUUGAGCAGACACCCGGCUUCAGCCUCGACUACAUCCGCUGGCUCGUCGUCGACGAGGCGGACAAGCUGCUCGCGCAGAGUUUCCAGGGCUGGCUGGACCUGGUGCUGGAAAAGUUUCAGGUCAACAAAUUCAGUGCUCGCGACUUUCCCGACAUGGCAUAUUCAGGUGUUCGCAAGGUGAUUCUCAGUGCGACAUUGACCAGAGACCUCAGUCUCUUGAAUCAGUUGGCGCUGCGGAGACCGCGGCUGGUUGUGCUGGAGAAUGACGGCGCCGUGCAGGUAGCGGAACAUGCUCUGCCUGUGGGCUUGCGGGAGUUUGCGGUGCGGGUUCAUGAGGCUAAUCUCAAGCCGCUGUAUCUUUUGGAUCUCUUGAGACAGUCCCACAUGACGGGCCCUGUUGGAAAUGGAGACUCCUCGUCCACGUUGAAGGAAGACGAGGAUACAUCCGACAGCUCUGACACCUCCUCAGACUCGGAUAGUUCGGGUUCGGAUUCGGAUACAACCUCCGAGUCGGAUACUUCAGACGAUGAAAGCACACCUCCGGCGCCCAAGACACAAAUCCCCAUCUCCCUCAUCUUUACCAAGUCCAACGAAUCUGCUCUGCGGCUCUCUCGGCUCCUCACGCUCCUCGACGCCUCACUCACCAGUCAAAUCAGCACCCUGACAUCCACCACGCCCACCCACAUUCGUCGCAAGGUCCUUCGCGCAUUCACAACUCCUUCAUCCCCCGUGCGUCUCAUUAUCGCCUCCGACCUAGUCGCCCGAGGUAUCGACAUCCCUAAGCUCGGCCAUGUCAUCAACUACGACUUACCCGCCAGUGUAGCCGGCUACGUUCACCGCGUAGGUCGGACGGCUCGCGCAGGACGGUCUGGAUGUGCAUGGACUUUGAUUGGCGAUGACGAAAGCGGUUGGUUCUGGGGUAAAAUCGCAAAGAACCAAGCCAUAAGACGGACACAGAAGGUGGAGAGAACGAGAAUAGAAGAAAUGACCGAGGAGAGAGUGCAGGGAUAUGAGGCUGCACUGGCUAUACUUGGUAAGGAAGCGUUAGAAUUAAGGAGAAGUAAAUAA
Molecule: messenger RNA, 2565 nt
Organism: Metarhizium brunneum ARSEF 3297
Lineage: Eukaryota; Fungi; Ascomycota; Sordariomycetes; Hypocreales; Clavicipitaceae
Gene: dbp6
Product: ATP-dependent RNA helicase dbp6
Cellular component (GO): nucleus
Molecular function (GO): ATP binding; nucleic acid binding
Source: RefSeq, a predicted model, not a curated record